Vicia faba (fava bean) is the source of this 660-nucleotide messenger RNA. The record is from the annotation of a GenBank genome assembly. NCBI's taxonomy places the organism in Eukaryota, Viridiplantae, Streptophyta, Magnoliopsida, Fabales, Fabaceae.
AUGAGUAUAAACUCUAGUUGUAGCGGUAGCGGUGGUGGUUGUAGUGGUGGUGGAAGUGGUGGAAGUGGUAGUGUUUGUGGUCCUUGUGGCGCGUGCAAGUUUUUGAGGAGGAAGUGUGUCCCGGGGUGUAUCUUUGCGCCUUACUUUGAUUCGGAGCAAGGCGCUUCACAUUUCGCGGCAGUUCACAAGGUUUUUGGUGCUAGUAAUGUUUCCAAGGUUUUACAGAAUGUUCCGGUGCACAAGCGUCUUGAUGCUGUCAGCACAGUUUGUUAUGAAGCUCAAGCAAGGUUGAGAGAUCCUGUUUAUGGUUGUGUUGCUCAUAUCUUUACUCUUCAGCAACAGGUGAUGAGUUUACAAGCAGAACUCGCCUACUUACAAGCCCACCUAGCCACAUAUCAAGUCCCUCAACCACCACCACAAGCACUUCCAAUGGUCUCUUCUUCAUCCAUUCCACCCACAUAUGACUUAUCUUCACUCUUUGAUCCUAUGGCACAAACUUCUUCAUGGGCCAUGCAUCAAAGGACUAAUGAGCCUCGUCAAUAUUUGGGUAGCGGCACAUCAACUACAAGUAGCAAUAAUGAUGGUGGUCUUCAAGUAUUGGCAAGAGAGCUUUUGCAUAGAUAUGGAUCUGCUCCUUCUUCUCAUUCUCUUUCCAAAUGA